Molecule: messenger RNA, 3345 nt
Organism: Elaeis guineensis (African oil palm)
Lineage: Eukaryota; Viridiplantae; Streptophyta; Magnoliopsida; Arecales; Arecaceae
Product: KIN14B-interacting protein At4g14310
Molecular function (GO): protein binding
Source: RefSeq, a predicted model, not a curated record
CUCCCUUGGCUCUCCAAAAAUCCAACUUUCUUUUCCAUUUUGCUUCUCGUUUCUCUUCUCCUCUCCCUUCCAGUCCGUGGGAAAAAUCAAACCCUAAUCCUAAUUGAAAAUGUCGUCGAGGCUCAAAGAGCGAGGCGGCGGUGGGGGGAAGAUCAUGGCGUCGAAGCCCCACAAAGCCCUGGCGGAGUCGACGCCCGAGGUGAAAGGAAGCGCCACCCGUAGAACACCCGUCGCCGCCGGAAAGGAGAACCCCAGAACCCUCUCCGGGGGGAAGAUCUCCGCAGGUCGUUCGAGCCUGGUGCCGAAGCAGGUCGAGAAGGCGGCUGCCGCUGCCGCCGGAGUCCGAUGGUCCACGUCGUCGAUGCCACGAGGUAAGGCCCCAACCCCGUCGGAUUUUCCGAGGUUGAUCGCUGAUCUUCGCGGCGAGCACCGCAUUUCUAGGUCGGGCUCCGAUCGGAUGGGGAGAGCUUUAGGGAGGGAUCAGGCGGUCGAGGCCGGUGGGAGGAGGAGCGUGGGCGGGAUUAGGGUUUUAGAGAAGUGUCAGCAGGGUAAGAGGGUUCCGGAUUCGAAUUUGAAGAGGAAGGAUGAGAAAUUCGUCGGUGGGGUUCGGGUUUUGGAGAAUCGCAUGUCCAGUGGGUUUUUAAACUUGCCAGUAGUGAAGAAUAGUUCUAGGGUUUCGGAUGCAAACUCUGGAGAAAACAGUAGUAAAGCUGCAAGCUUUGCCAUGGACUCCGAGGUUUGCAACGAGAAAGAUGAUCUUGGUUCACAGCUGGAUCCAAUAGAUGAGAAGGGGACUGAUGAUGUAAGAAGCACUGAAGAUCAAAAAGAUGGUAGUCAUCUAGUAGCUUUAAAACAGAGCGGAAUGAAUGGAAAUCGAAAUGUCGCAACAGAGAUCUGUAACGAUAAAGUAGUCUUGGCUUCGAGUUCCAUCGAUGGGAAACCUUUGGGUGGUGUUCAGAGUCUGGAUGAUCCAAAGGACAAAAGUUCGUUAGCUUAUAAUGGAGAAGUUCAGAAUGGGACUGGCAAGGACGCUGGUGCUGAUAUUUUGGUGAAUCCCAAGAAGAAAGAUCGCACGGUCCUGGACAUAGAAAAAGCAGUAAGUAAUGGUCGUGUUUGUUUGGAUCAGGAUGGGGAAGUGCUUGAGAAACCAUCAGAUAAUAUUAAGGUUUUUGAGAAGAUUACUGAGGAUACAAAAGGUGCUCAUGUUAUUAAUAAGUAUCCGAGCAAGCUGCAUGAGAAAUUGGCGUUAUUAGAAGGUAGAGUUCAAAAAAUUGCCUCAGAGAUCAAGCGCACAAAAGAAAUGUUGGACGUGAACAACCCAGAUGAUUCAAAGCUGAUUCUUUCUGAUAUUCAGAACAAGAUAUCUGGGAUUGAGAAAGCUGUGGGUCAUGUGAUGGAUGGGACUAAACAUCAGUUGGGUCCAUCUGAAAUCAGAACAGGUGAUAGCUUGCAAAGCAUAAAUGGGGAAAUCAGUCAAUAUGGGAAGCUUGUUGACUCAAAAAAUUCAGUGAAAGGAUUGAAUCAUGAAGAAUUGGAGGCUAGAUUCUUUCCUCAUCAGAAGUUAUUGAGAAGCCGAAGAUCAUCUGAUGCUUCUGGAGAACAACUAUUGUUAAAAAAUGGUGGUGAUCGAGAGAUGAAGGAUGGAUCACUUAGCCCCAUUGAUGAAAAUCCAAUUGCCUUGGAGUUUCUGGCUUCUUUAAAUGCAGAACAAUCUAGUCUUGACAAAGAUAGAAUCAUGCUUGCUGCUGUUCGGGGAAUGGGAAUGGGAAUGGAAGGUACUUCAGCAGCACAAUGUGCUUCGAAGAAGGGAAUCAGCGGUUAUCACAAGGAGGAAAUUGAACUUCUGGCAAGUGAGAAGCUUGAAGAGUUUGAUGACCAGGAGAAUAGACCUGCAAUGAUGGUACAUGAAGAGACUGACGAAGUUUGUAGGGAUCAGUUAUGCGAGAUAGGACACAAGCCUUCAACUGGUGGAUGGUUUGUUUCAGAAGGAGAAGCUGUUCUUCUCGCUCAUGAUGAUGGCUCUUGUUCCUACUAUGACAUUGCUAACUAUGAGGUCAAAGCUGAAUAUAAGCCUCCAACAGGAGUAUCCAAUAACUUAUGGGGUGAUUGUUGGUUAGUUCGUGCCCCUGGUGCAGAUGGAUGUUCUGGAAGGUAUGUUGUUGCAGCAUCAGCUGGGAAUACUUUGGACUCUGGUUUUUGUUCAUGGGAUUUUUAUACAAGAGAUGUCAAAGCAUUUCGGGUUGAGGAGGAAUCACCCAAUUCUUUUACAACAUCAUCAUCUAGGAUGGUUGUUGGCCCUCUAUCCAACACAGGUUUAUUCAGUAGAAGCGCUCCAUGUGCAAUGCCUUCUGUUGAAAGACAGCAGUGGUGGUACAGGCCAUGUGGACCUCUCCUGAUUUCCUGUGCAAGCAGGCAAAAAGCUGUUGCUGCCUAUGAUAUCCGUGAUGGGGAUCUAGUAAUGAUGUGGGAAGUGAAUAGUCCAGUAUUAGGGAUGGAAUACUCAAGCCCUCUGCAAUGGAGAAGUAGGGGGAAGGUGAUCAUAGCAGGAACAGAUGCCAUCAGUCUUUGGGAUGUGAAUUCACUCAAUCCACAGCCUCUGUUGUCCGUUGCUUCUGCUGGUAAAAGAGUUUAUUCCCUUCAUGUUAACAACACUGAUGCUGAAUUGGGUGGUGGUGUUCGCCAGAGAGUGAGUUCAGCUGAAGUGGAGGGCAAUGAUGGUGUCUUUUGCACACAAGAAAGCGUAAAUGUGUUCGACUUCCGCCUCCCAAAUGGUAUUGGCCUCAAAAUACCUAGGCAUGGUGCAAUUGGCCACUCAAUCUUCUCGCGUGGCGACUCCAUAUUUAUCGGGAGCACCGAAGGACGAUUGCCAAUAAAAGGUGGUCCACGCUCGCGGGUGCAACACUACUCGUUGCGCAAGGGAAAGCUAGUGGCAACUUAUGAAUUCCCAGAAUUCAAUUCCCACUUUCACCACACUUUGAUAACUCAGGUGUGGGGGAGCACCAAUCUUGUCAUGGGCAUCUGUGGGAUGGGAUUAUUUGUGUUUGAUGCCCUCAACGAUGAAGGAUCUCCAAUCUUUAGCAUGGAUCAGGGGAAAAUAGGAGUGAAAGAAAUCAUUGGUCCUGAUGACCUAUAUUGCCCUACAUUUGAUUAUUUGGGAUCACGGGUUCUUGUUAUAUCAAGGGACCGCCCUGCUUUUUGGAGGUAUCUAUUAUAGCUAUAUGUAUGCACAAAAGAAACUUGUUAGCCUGUAAUGUUGCUUGAUCUGUUUUCUUAUGUAAUGUUGGGUUGAUGUAAGCAUACUGCUUUUAAUUAUAGUUGUGAAAAUAUGGAAUCAAGAUACUCUUU